CUCUUUCUUCCUCUCAUCAUCGCCGUGACUGCACGCACGCGCGUACGCGAGGAUGUCGCGGCACUCGCGCGAUUCGAACCGCCGGCCGGAUUCGCGCCGCGGGUGUCCUCCUCGGCCGUGAUCGCGUUUCCGUGCUCCGACACGAAGGGCACCGUUCGUACGCGAGCAGGUGCGAGCGAUUCGUAGCGAAGUGGUGCGACGGAGUGACUACGGGACUUGGACAGGUGUGCGUGAGAGUGACCGCGCUGCACCCCCGUGUUAUCAGCGCUCCUGCGACCACCCUCGCAAGAAGGGGUGAUGCUCCAUGAUAUCGCGUCGCGUCGCGGCAAACGGAUCGGUUUAGAUGGACACCUUGGAUCGUCGCACGACAUCGGUGCCCUCAAGACCCUGAAUCACUUGAACAAGGAAGGCGAGGCGCUUGCCCUUCAAGAUGACCUCACAACGCACCCCACCUUGGCCUUGAUGCGGCGCAUCCUUGCAGAUGCACAGGCAAAAUUCCGCGUGAUGGUGGAGGAGAACGCAGCGACCGGCGCCCGGCUGGACGGCGAGCUGGAACGCGCCAGAGGCGAGUGCGCCACUCUUCGGGGUGAGCUGCGCGACGUCCGCGGCGCCUUGCCGAUCGUGCUGAACAACAACAACGCCGGUGCGGCCGCAGCAGCCGCGGCAGCGGGUAACGGCGGUACCAACAGUAACAACAAUUCCGGCGCGGCCACCGGCGCGAAUCCCAGCCAAGAAACGGAGCUGCAGCAACAGUCACAGCAGGACGACGGCAAGAGACUCAGCGCCGGCAGCAGCCCGAUCGAGAAGAGGAGCUCGGCCAGCGACAAAUCGGCCAGUCCCAUCGAGAAAAGAACCAGCCCGGUGGACAGGAAGGAGAGAACCAGCCCCAUCGAUCGUCGAGCCAGUCCUAUAGAACGAAGAAAUGGCUCGCCCUGUCGCAGCCCGAGCGAGAAGGCUCGCCGUCCUUACGCCCCCGCCUUGGAGAAGACGCGCUUGGGUGGGUCCGGGGGUAGCGUGGACUCUCGGUCGGGCAGCGCCAGUCCGGAUCGCGGACCGGCCAACAGGAGCGGCGGCUUCCUGCAUCGCGGCGGCAGCGAUCGCUCCAGCGUGGAGCGGCUCCGGAUCUCGACCAAUCGCGACUCUCUGCGAUCCUCCGGCAAAGAGAUGAACGACCACGAGAAAGACGCCGACAAGGACCUGGUGGACGGCGACGCGCGCGGCGACGACGACAAUGAACCCCCCGGACCGGCACCGGGCAGCAGACCGACGUCCCCGGCUAAUUCUCUCGGAAUCGGUGACCCGGUGGUGGCGUCCAGGCUGUCCAACAUCCACGGCAGCGGCGGGCCCGUGGAGCUGGCCAGCACCAGGAGGCUGCGACUCGAGAACGAGCGGCUGGUGGCGGAGGUCGCGAGGCUGAGGAGGCUAUUGCUGAGCGGCGCGGCACGCGGCGAAGUCGGCGCCGAGGACGCCGCAAUGGAGGAAGAGGCGCGCUUCGUCGCCUUGGAAAUGGAGCUGCAGCACGCGAAGGAAGCGCUACAGGCGCUCAAGGCUGACCGGAAGCGGCUCAAAGCCGAGAAGUUCGACCUCCUCAAUCAGAUGAAGGCUCUCUACGGCACUCUCGAGGACAAGGAACGCGAGCUUCGCGAUUUCAUACGAAAUUACGAACAGCGGAUGCGGGAGAACGAGGCGACCCUGGGACGUCUUCAGCAGCAAGGAGCCGGCAUGCCAUCGGAGGAACGCGAGCGGGAGCGGGAGAGGGAACGUUGGAGUCUACUAAGGGCGGCGAGGGACGAGGCCGAUCGAAGCCUGAGCCUCGCGGCUAGUUUGGCGGACAAAGAAGCCGCCCUCUCGCACGCGCACGCAACCAUAAAAGAGCUCCAACGUCAACUGGCGGAGCGUGGCGGCGGCGGCGGGGUCUGCCUGAGCGACCAGGAGUCCUUGGUGUCCUUCCCGCGCGGCAGCGUGAACGGCGCGGCGACACCCGGAGCCGGCAGCAGCAGCGGCGGCGGCGGGGGCGGCGGAGGCGGCGGAGGCGGCAGCAGCGGCGGCAUCAUCCCCCACGUGAAUUCGCAGCCACCGCUGGGCACCACCGAACUCGGCGUGUCCGUGGGUAACGUGGGCGGCGGUGCAGGUGCGGGAUCCUCCGGCGGCCAAGCCGGCGAUCGCGGCAGCUGCAGCGCCGACAGCGGCGUCCGCGGAUCCAGCGAUCGAGAGAGCGGCGGUGCGACCAGCGUCGGCGGGAACCUGUCGGAUUCCACGACGGACGGCACGCCGACAAUUACGGUCGAGGGCAGCGGUCUCGACAUGGACAGCAUCUCCGUGGUAUCCUCCGUAGCACCACCCCACAUAUACCAAUCCGCGACCACACCAAAGGACUGCAGCCCCACGUUGUCGCCCCUGAACGCCUUCUCGAGGUCCAUGGACAACUCGUCGCUAUCGCGAUCGGUCGAGCAGCUAUCCAGCCCGCUGGAAUCUGAGCCGCGGCGGAACAAGCAGCCUCCACCUGUCGUCGCACCUGCCGCGCACUCGCGAUCCUCCGCCACUCGCGGCGGCACAUGGGGAUCCAUUUCAAGGGUGUUCGCCCGCUCGCGACACCGGAAGACGGCGAACAGUUCCGGCGGCGGGAGCGGCGGCAACGAGGGAUCGGACGGCUUUGAUCCAUAUCGAUCAUGGUCGCCACUCACCGAGGAGGGCUACGCCGAGAAACUUCGUUUGCUACGAGAAGCGGCCUCCGUGCCCAUGGAACGAUGGCGAGCACCCACCGUUUUAGCGUGGUUAGAGGUGGCUCUCGGAAUGCCGCAGUACGGGCCGCGAUGUGCCGAGAACGUCAAGUCGGGCAAGGUUCUGCUUGAACUGAGCGACGCCGAGCUGGAGGCCGGUUUGGGCGUGACUCACCCCCUUCACCGGAAGAAACUGCGUCUGGCUAUCGAGGAGCAUCGGCACCCGAGUCACGUCCGGUACCCCUGCAUCGCCCAGCUCGGGCACACCUGGGUGAGCUCCGAGUGGUUGCCGGAUCUCGGCCUGGCUCAGUACUCGGAGAGCUUCGCCACCAAUAUGGUGGACGCACGUAUGUUGGACCACCUGAGCAAGAAAGAGCUGGAGAAGCUGCUCGGGGUGACGAGGAAGUUCCACCAGGCGAGCAUCGUCCACGGUAUUCAUUUGCUGCGGAUGUUGAACUACGAUCGACAGGCGCUCGCUGUCAGGAGACACCAGUGCGAGCAGGUCGACACGGAUCCUUUGGUCUGGACGAAUCAGAGGUUCAUUCGGUGGGCGAGAAAUAUCGAUCUCACGGAAUACGCCGAGAAUUUGAAAGACUCGGGCGUCCACGGUGCUCUGGUUGUGUUGGAGCCGUCGUUCACCGGCGACACCAUGGCGACCGCUUUGGGCAUACCGCCGGCCAAGCACAUGAUCCGACGGCACCUCACCGCCGAGUUAGAAGCGCUCGUUCUGCCAGCCAGAGGUCAGCUGGAGGUGGUCCCGAGGAACAGCAACGCCGGGGGUCGUCCGAUGAGCACCGCGAGCGCGGGCGGUAGUCUCGGUCGUGGGAGCAGGGCGCUUCACCUACAGCAUCAUCAGAGCUCGCUGUCGGCCCUCCACAUGACGGCGAAUCACACCGGCACCGUCGACCGACGCAGAUCCAGUCUCAGGUUGUCGUGGAGGAGCUCACAGGGAUCCUUGAGCAGAGCGUUCGGACUCCGGCCUAGAAGCGAGAAGGCGUCACCGUCGUCGUCCUCGGACACCGGCAGCCUCGCCAGCCAGUGCCAAUACAUGAGCAGCGUGCGCAGCAACUCACCGCCACCGCCGCAGCUGCCGCCGAGGCCGAUGACAGGCGGCAAGAGGCACCGUCGGGUUAAGAGCAUCGGCGACAUCGAGUACAUAAGCACAGCGGCGGUGAGCACCCCGGUCUGACAAGAGGGUAGGCCCCACCACUCGGGGCCUUACCGCAGCUUGAGCGAGCGCGGCUACUCCUCCUCGUACUCGUCCCAGUACGGCUCCUACUCCGGCUACAGCAACGUCCUCGCGGGCGAUCAGUACCAGUACCAGCAGCAACAAUCCAGCAAUUAUUACCAGCUGCAGGGCGGCUAUUAUUCGCCGCAGAGCUCCGGCCCGCCGUUCCCGGGCGUGCAGAGGUACGGCAGUCUGGCCGAGGAGGCAUGGUCGUGCACCACCAAGAGCGACUCGCCCGGAAUCUCCAAGACUAAUCCCAGAACUUACUUGGCUUAGUUGCCGAAGACACGUUGAGCGGACGAACGGGAGUGACGCGAGCGGGCGCGUGGCGCACCCGGUGCGCCGCCUCGCGUCGUCCUCGGCGAUGCGUGUAUUCAGUUCUCGGGGGUAGAUCCUUUGUUGUCCCUCGCCUUCCUCCGGCUUUUGUUGUUGGGUGAUCGAUAGCGACGUAUAGCGAUGAAUGAGGCCGAGGAAUAGGCGAGGGAAAGAUAGCGAGGCAGUGAGGGAAUCGCGUCGCGCAUUCGCCGGGACGCCGAAUGUUAGAGGGUGCGCUUUGCGCCUCGACUCGGAAUUCUCAUCGUCGUCGACGGGACGCUGCGAGAAUUCUAACGCUAAAUCUAAGAUCCUCCGAGCUUCUGACGUUUCCCGUGUUAGCGAGGGUGUUCGAUCGAGGGGACCCGAUCGGGAGUUUGCGGAUGAUUCGACGGAACGAGCCGGAUAUCUUCGGUGUAAUCAUUAUUGUUACUCGACGAGCCCGAGCUGGCUGGCGAAUGUUAAUUUCGUCACGUGACAACUGUAAUAGACAAUACUUUUCAGCCGGGCAGGAAGCUUGCGAAAGUAAGCACGGGGACCACCUCGGGCGAACCCCUUCAGCGCGACACUGCGAUUGAUAACUCGAGGCGAAGUUCCGACGGAGCCGAGUAAAUGUCGAUGUAUCACACAGUUAUUCUACCAAGAGUUAUUCUCUCGAUUACAAAUUAAUUCCACGUCGUACAAAUAUUAAGCAGCAUAUCGUGAUUAAAGAGGGAGGGAAGGUUCGAGAGUGGGAGCCCGACCAAAUUUUACUAACACACAUCGAGCUAACGACGUAAACUCGCCGGCAACUUAUAACCGACGGUGGUGAGUAAGAUAGAGGAUUAUAAUUACGAUCACGGGGCGGACAGGAUCCAAAUAGAAUGGGAAAAAAGUCAAGCGCGAGCUGGUGACGCUCUCCUCGCUUCAGUCUACACGUCUACGACACCACGGUGACAAUACCCCGUAAACGCGGCUCGCUGGAAUCGAUUUUUCUUGCCGUUGAUCCGUGAACGACGAAUCCCCUCGUAUUUGCCGAGAAAGAAAGAGAGAGAUAGAGAUACGAUUAAGUUAGGUUAAUGAAUAAAAUCCAUUCUUAUCUGUAAGCUACGGAGCGCACGCGAGAUCGCGUCGCAGGUGUCGUUCGAGAAUAUUUUCGCUCAAGAAUCACAGUUUCCAAAUUUCGGGAAAGAAACCGUUUUCCACUCCGAUUUAUCCGCAGAUUUCUCCGGCUUCUGUCUCGAGGUUACAAAAAUUCGUUGAGAAAAAUUCACGCGUGUUCGGUUCGGAAAGCCGCCCGAAUUUACUUUUUCCUUCAAAGAGAAUUAGGAGGCAAAAAAAUCCGCGGAAAAAUUGGAGAAAAAGAAAACGGUCGCUUCCGAAACUUUGAAACUAAAUUAAGAAUGGAUCGACGAACGAACGAAUGAACGGACGGACAAACGUAUGCAGGCGCGAUCGGUCGGACGAUCGAAUUUAAGUGCCAGGAAACGCGCCGAGCGCUCGGUCGCGGUUCGGCGCACUGUCGAGACACGCGCUCGUUCUCGGCUCGUUGUAAUCGUUAAUAAUAACCAAUACGUACAAUCUCCUCCCCCAGUGUUCGUGUAUCCACGCUCUCUCGCGCGGUCGCGAGACGAUAUUUGCAAAUAAUUCGUAUCCGACGCGAUGUAUUUAUUGGUAGAGACCGUAACUCUCUCCCGCGACGCUCGCGUGUGAGAGUGUCCUCGCGCCCCGAUCGGAUUAUUCGAUUUCGAUUUUGUCGUCAGUCGGAACGCGCGAUCACAGGACCAUAGGACGACGCGUGCGCGUCCCUAUUGCCGGACUUUGAUUAGUAUUACCGCCGUUUCGCGAGCCGGCAAAACGGCGAAUUAAUACGCCACAGCUCUCUCUCUACCUACCGUACGUACCUAAGUAAUUUAUUUAUACAUAAAUUAGUUUAGGUCUUAAUAUAUUUAUUUAUACACAAGGAUAUAUAUUGUACAUCGCGACGCGCGCAGCCAAUCCCCUCCCCCCCCUCCCCCCAUUUGAGCUUGUCGCUUGCGCGGCAGAUCUUGAACGUUUCGCUUCUGUAUAUCGGUGCGAAGCGGCGACCACAGAUUUCAAUAAGAAACCGUUGUAAAUGUGCUCAGUAACGUCUGUAUAUAUUUGUGUGUGAAAUGUAUCGAACUAUUUGGGAAAAGAUUAAAUAACCUCUUCAGGGAUAUUGACACAUA
Molecule: messenger RNA, 6449 nt
Organism: Dinoponera quadriceps
Lineage: Eukaryota; Metazoa; Arthropoda; Insecta; Hymenoptera; Formicidae
Gene: Liprin-gamma
Product: kazrin
Exons: 16
Coding region: 298-3909 (1203 amino acids)
Molecular function (GO): protein binding
Source: RefSeq, a predicted model, not a curated record